Molecule: messenger RNA, 2342 nt
Organism: Protopterus annectens (West African lungfish)
Lineage: Eukaryota; Metazoa; Chordata; Ceratodontiformes; Protopteridae
Gene: DDX39B
Product: DExD-box helicase 39B
Exons: 11
Coding region: 464-1798 (444 amino acids)
Biological process (GO): mRNA splicing, via spliceosome; mRNA export from nucleus
Molecular function (GO): ATP binding; RNA helicase activity; RNA binding
Source: RefSeq, a predicted model, not a curated record
GCCGUGAGUUUGAGUACUUUGAGAAGCUAAAGAGAAUGGUAGAACAUUUGCCUAAAGGGGACACAUAGCUUAGCUAAAAAAAAAAACGGGUGAUUCCUUUAAAGUCAUGUUGAUAUGGACUGAAAAAUGGUAUAUGGAGGUUACUUUGAUAGAGAACAUGAAGGCGGGGAUGAAUGAUUUUCCAGUGUAGUGUUUUAAGACAACGGUGUGAAUAGGUGGGGUGAUUCCUGUACAGUCGUUCAGUUCAUUAACUCCUCCUGUUGGAUUUCGUGCCAAGACUCGAGAAUAAUCUCGGAGACAGAUUAUAGCAAGAAGAAUGCAGCUCUAGUUACGUAAAAACUAAUUUGCAGGAAAGGCAAGACUUUUGGGCUACCGACGUCUGACUAUAUGCUAAUACGCUAAAGGAGAACCGCGCCGACAGACUCGUCUUGAUUUCUUCUACGUUCUUUUAAAAGUAAAAGACAUGAAGCUGGACACAAAAAACCACUCCUUUUCAUCAGAGUUGUCAACCAUGGCCGAGAAUGAUGUUGACAAUGAACUCUUGGAUUAUGAAGACGAUGAAGUGGAGAACCAGACUGCUGGGGAAGGCGCCGAUGUGCCUGCUAAGAAAGAUGUGAAAGGAUCUUAUGUAUCUAUUCACAGCUCAGGCUUCAGGGACUUUCUGCUUAAACCAGAACUACUCCGAGCUAUUGUUGACUGUGGCUUUGAACAUCCUUCUGAAGUGCAGCAUGAAUGCAUCCCACAGGCCAUCUUGGGAAUGGAUGUCCUAUGUCAAGCAAAGUCUGGCAUGGGAAAAACUGCUGUCUUUGUUCUAGCCACUUUACAACAGCUGGAGCCAGUAUCAGGACAGGUUUCUGUCCUUGUGAUGUGUCACAUCAGAGAGCUGGCUUUUCAAAUCAGCAAAGAAUAUGAGAGAUUCUCAAAGUACAUGCCUAAUGUAAAGGUGGCAGUUUUCUUUGGUGGUUUCCCUAUCAAGAAGGAUGAAGAUGUUCUGAAGAAGAAUUGUCCACACAUUGUAGUAGGAACCCCGGGUCGGGUCUUGGCUUUGGCAAGGAAUAAGAGUUUGAACUUGAAGCACAUCAAGCAUUUCAUCCUGGACGAAUGUGACAAGAUGCUAGAACAGCUUGAUAUGCGCCGUGAUGUCCAGGAGAUUUUUCGCAUGACCCCUCAUGAGAAACAGGUCAUGAUGUUCAGUGCCACUCUCAGCAAGGAUAUUCGCCCUGUCUGCCGCAAGUUCAUGCAAGAUCCGAUGGAGAUCUUUGUGGAUGAUGAAACAAAGCUGACUCUUCAUGGCUUACAGCAGUAUUACGUCAAGUUGAAGGAUAAUGAAAAGAAUCGGAAAUUGUUUGAUCUGCUGGAUGUCCUUGAAUUUAACCAGGUGGUUAUAUUCGUCAAAUCUGUUCAGAGGUGCAUUGCCCUGGCACAGUUGUUAGUGGAGCAAAAUUUCCCAGCCAUUGCAAUUCACAGAGGCAUGCCCCAAGAAGAGAGGUUAUCCCGCUAUCAACAGUUUAAAGAUUUCCAGCGUCGAAUCUUGGUGGCUACAAAUCUAUUCGGACGGGGAAUGGACAUAGAGAGAGUUAACAUUGCCUUUAAUUAUGACAUGCCUGAAGACUCUGAUACUUACUUACAUAGAGUAGCAAGAGCUGGACGUUUUGGCACAAAGGGUUUGGCUAUCACGUUUGUUUCAGAUGAAAAUGAUGCAAAGAUACUAAAUGAUGUGCAAGACCGAUUUGAGGUUAACAUUAGCGAGCUUCCAGAUGAAAUUGAUAUUUCUUCAUACAUUGAACAGACGAGGUAGCCUUACUCCAGUUGAACAGACGUGGUAGCCUUAUUCCAGAAUCGUCUGAGAUGUCUUGUUGGAAGUACUGACUGACACGUUAGAGAUGUCAGUUCCUCAGUCACACAAAGCGUUAUAUUAAUGCCUGUGCAUUGGUCUAUUUUGAAAUGUUUAGAUGAAUGUAAAUUAUGUUAAUUGGGUAUUUGUGUGUUGCCAUUUUUAUGUUCUAUGUGUUGCAUGGUUGUUUUGAAAAGAAAUAUCCCAACACACUAAUGGCCUGGUUUGCAUAUUUUGAGUUUUUUUAGUUAGUCAUACCUGGGCAGUUUCAUAACUGUCUGUCUUCAAAGAAAUAAGCUGUUAAAAUAAGAUUCGGCAUGAGCUGAGUCGUAAAAGGCCAGCAGUUCAGUUCUUGAAGUUCCUCCUUUGUACAAACUCCUUGUAAAUACUUGUCACAUUAGUUUGUAUGGUAAUUUUUAAAAAAAAUUGCAAACUGUUUCGUUGUACACAAGAAUUGCACUUGUAGUAAGCAUUUUGUAAAUAAACUUUUAGUCAUUUCUGAAAAUCA